AUGGGGGAGUCAUUUUUCAUACCUAUGGCGGAUGACAUGCACUGUCAUUUAAGACAAGGAGAUAUGUUGAAAUUUACAGUAGAUGCAAUAAGAAAGGGAGGGUGUAAUAGGGUACUAGUAAUGCCGAAUACAACCCCUAUAAUAAGUACGUGCGAAGAAGCCAAGAAUUAUAGAAAUGAAUUAUUAAAAUAUGAUAAUAAUAUAGAAUAUUUAAUGACGUUAUAUUUAAAUCAGAAGAUAGAUGAAAAUGAUAUUAUGAAUAAUUAUAAAGAAUGUAAUUUCCAAGGGAUAAAAAUAUAUCCUAGUAAUGUAACAACAAAUUCGAAAGAAGGAGUUACAGAUUUAGAACCAUAUUACAAAGUAUUUCAUGUACUUGAAAAAAUAAAUAAAAGUCUUCAUAUACAUUGUGAACAACCAAAUAUAAAUCCCUUAUAUGCUGAAAAAAAUUAUUUAAAUCGUAUAUAUGACUUAGCUGUUAAAUUUCCUCAGCUAAAAAUUGUUAUAGAACAUGUAACAACUGAGGAUAUGCUAAAUGUCAUAAAAAAAUUUCCAAAUUUAGCUGGUUCGAUUACACCUCACCAUUUAUACCUAACUAUAGAUGAUGUUGUAGAUAUAGAUAAGUAUGAUUAUUCAACUGAUAAUACAUCUAUUGAACAAUAUAUAAAAAAUGUAUAUAAUUAUUGUAAACCUUUAGCGAAAACAAUAGAUGAUAAAACUGCUUUAUGUAAUAUAAUAAAAGAAGGUUUUCCAAGAAUAUUUUUAGGUUCUGAUUCAGCCCCACAUUAUAAAAGUCAUAAGCAUGAACCAUAUUAUAAAGCUGGUAUAUUUACACAACCUUUUCUAUUAUCUUACUUGUCACACAUACUCAAUAAAUUUGACGCAUUAGAUAAACUAGAGAAUUUUGCUUGUAAAAAUGCUGCAAACUUUUUAAACUUAAACGAGAAAAAUUGUUCAAAUGAACAACUUGCUCUUUACAUAGAAAAGAAAAAAUUCAAAGUUCCAGAUGAGUAUUAUGACGUCGUUCCAUUUUUAGCUGGACAAACUCUGGACUUUACAAUAUCGUACAAGAAUCUAAGUUUAUAG
Plasmodium malariae is the source of this 1083-nucleotide messenger RNA. RefSeq names its product dihydroorotase, putative. Bases 1 to 1083 code for a protein of 360 amino acids. The transcript has a single exon. Gene Ontology annotation, cellular component: cytoplasm. Gene Ontology annotation, biological process: 'de novo' pyrimidine nucleobase biosynthetic process; pyrimidine nucleotide biosynthetic process. The record is from RefSeq and is a predicted model, not a curated record. Gene Ontology annotation, molecular function: dihydroorotase activity. NCBI's taxonomy places the organism in Eukaryota, Apicomplexa, Aconoidasida, Haemosporida, Plasmodiidae.